AUGAGCUGCCAGGGUAUGGGCUCCGGCCAAGUGGGUUUCAUAAACGUCCCAAAGCCGAGGUCUCGAAGGAGGCAACGAUCCAAUCCGAAGCAGCUAAGACAGACAAAUCUUACCUCAGCUCAUACUCGUCUCAUCGUGCACAAAUACUCUAGGACGCGGUAUCUGGCACAUCUUGAGAAGCGUCAAGUGCACGUCAGUGUGGGGACGUACAACGUCUGGAUGAUGCCUCGCAAGGUGAGCGCGUUCACGAGCUGUUCUCCUAAGAAGAACACGCGUGCGCGACUAAUUGGCGAUCUCUUGCCUCCGUGCGACAUCUGGGUCUUGACCGAGUGCUUCGACUAUCGCGCUCGCGACAUUCUGCUGGACAAGAUGACGGAAGCGGGCUACUUUUUCUUCUCGCCGACGGUGGGGCAUAAACGCAUUAACAAGUCCAACAUGCGCAAGUUGCUCAACGGAGGCGUGUUGCUAGCCAGUAAAUACCCAAUUCUCAGUGUCCGGGUGAAGCUGUUCGAAGGCGCUUGUGCUGGCGCCGACAAGCUGGCUGAUAAAGGCGUUCUGUACUGCAAGAUCUUGAAGGACGGACUGCUGGUUCACGUGUUCUCGACCCAUUUGCAGGCGUGGAACGACCCGCUGUCAAGGACCAUGCGGAAGCUGCAGAUGGACAUGAUCGCAAACUUUAUGCGAGCGAUGGACAUUGACGAGGUGAACGACGUCGUGUUGUUCGUGGGCGACUUGAACGUCGACUACCAUCUGAACAAGACGAACCAGGAGUAUGACGAGAUGCUCAACAUCUUCGAAGCGAAGGACCCGUCCGCUGUGCAUCCACGGAAACUUGGCAACGCGUCCGACUCCGAUAAGAAGGAGUCGGCGGCCGAGUUCAAGCACCUGCGCAAGUACAGCUUCGACCCACGUGUCAACGCUCUGGCGGCUGACGGAUUGAGCACGGACGGCAGUCUCGAGUUGCUGGACUACAUUCUCUACUCCCGCACGCACCGUCAGCCGACGACCGCGUCGAGUUGGGUCCAGCCGCUGACCACGUCGCAGCCGUGGAUGUGGCGCAACCAACCGCAGUACAAUCUGUCGGACCAUUUCCCGGUUGUGAGCGAGUUCACUUUUGAUAUUUCCGAGUCUGGACCCCACGCGAAGGCCGCUCAAGCUACAAAAGAAGGUGCGCGUGGUCAAGGUCGCGCAUGCGGUGAGCUAGAAGCCGCUCAAGCUGGAGAAGGAGUUGGGAGUGGCGCCGGCCGCGUUUGUGAUAAACAAGAAGCUGUUCGAGCUGUAGAAGGUCGCGCCUGUGGGGAAUCUGAAGCUUGUCGAGUGCAGAAGGAGAUCUGCGGAAAGGCCGCGCUGGUGGCCACAGAGUUGCCAAAAGAGGUGGGCGCGGACAUGACCACGCCGGAGAUGAAUAAGGAGCGGCUCAACGUGCAACAAAUAAUUGGAGAUUGCGUGAAGAGUAGAGCUAGUGGCCAAGGCGCCGCUGAAGCACCUGAACGUGGUGCUGUGGUCAUGGCCACACAGGUGGCCAAGGAGGUUCAGAAGAAGGUGGACGACGGACCGGCAGCGCUCCGCAAGAUAAUUGAGAAGAAGCUGGAAGAGAUGGUUCCUGGGCAAUGGCAGCCUGGUUUCGCAGUCUUCCUGAAGCCAUCAAAUCACGCCAAGCAAAAAGACUACGUCCCACUUGUUGAAAGUAGCGCGUUCAAAGCGCAGUUAGAAGACCACAUGGAGCCGAAUGAAAUGGAAAGAUCACAUUAA
Molecule: messenger RNA, 1752 nt
Organism: Phytophthora infestans T30-4
Lineage: Eukaryota; Oomycota; Peronosporomycetes; Peronosporales; Peronosporaceae
Exons: 6
Coding region: 1-1752 (583 amino acids)
Cellular component (GO): extracellular region
Molecular function (GO): sphingomyelin phosphodiesterase activity
Source: RefSeq, a predicted model, not a curated record